GAAGGUAGGUUCCAACUAAUUCAGGGUCUUCUCCUGUUCUCAAGAAGACCCUUCUUAACCGUCUAAACUCCAACGUCACAUUGACGCACCAAGGCUAGGCCUAUAAAUACCCCGAUAUUUGGCGCCCAAAACAUUCUCAGUCGUCUAACUGAAAACUCCAAAACUUAGAGACCGAGCGAGAGAGAUUGAGAGAUUCAGUAACAAUUUCUAGGGCUUACCCGUACAUGCAAUCGGUUAUCGAUUUCGAGAUGCAGAAAUUAGGGUUUCCAAGCAUGAAGACUUUUGAUCAGUUCAAAUCGCUAUCAGGAUCCGCAAAGAACUUCUCAUUCAAUUCGCGGUCAUCAACGGACUCGACUACAUCGGGAAGUUUCGCUAAUUUGAAGAUCACUGCAGAGAAAUUGGUCAAAGAACAGGCUUCCGUCAAAACAGAUCUCGGGAUGGCGAACACCAAGCUGAAGAAAUCAAUGGAGCAUAUCCAUGUGUUGGAGGAUAAGUUGCAAAACGCGUUUAAUGAGAAUGCAAAGCUUAAAGUAAAGCAGAAAGAGGAUGAGAAGCUGUGGAAAGGAUUGGAAUCAAAAUUUUCUUCAACAAAGACUCUGUGUGAUCAAUUGACAGAGACCUUACAACACUUAGCCGGUCAGGUUCAGGAUGCUGAAAAGGAUAAGGAGUUUUUUGAAGGCAAACUGUCUGCAAGCUCAAAUGGCAUUGACUAUUUGAACCAACAACUGAAUGAUUUAUCUGUGAAAUUAGGCUCUGCGGAGGAAACUAUUAGAACUCGUGAAAGGGAACUACAGGAACUUGAAAUCAAUAAGGAGGAAAGAAAUAAGAUCUACAUAGAAGAACUACGCCAAACUACCAGUCUGAUAGAAGAAAAAGAUGCCAUGCUAAAGAAGUUUGAAACAACUGUAGCAGCUAAUAGAUUGGCUGCGGAGGACCUAAACUCAAAAUUGGAAGAGAUGAACCAUGAAUUGAGACUGAAAGGAGACAAAAUUAAUAGUUUAAUGACCACUCAAGAGAACUUGGCGAAAGAAAAGAGUGACCACCAAUCGAGAAGCAAUGAUUUUGCUAACAGAUUGGCCAUAUCACUCCAAGAGAUUAAAAACCUAGAAGGUUUUCUUCAUGUACUGGCUGCACAAUUGGUUGAGUUGGAUAAACAAAGUUUGACUUUUACCACCAAGUUUGAUCAGCUAAACUCUCUCUAUGAUAGUUGCUUUAAGUUGGCCCAACAGGAGAGAGAACUUGCUGUGAAGCAUGUCCAAAGGCAGUAUGAUCAGCUCCAUGACCAGUCUUUGUCUGUAAAGUCAGAAAGAGACGCCAUGAAAUUGGUAAACCAGGAGUUAAAUGAUAAGAUCAUUGAACUUCAGAAAUCCCAAGAGUCUAUUAUGGCACAGCUUUCAGAAGAAUGUCAGUCAGCAAAAGAAAGAAUUCAAAGUUUGGAGUCUGAAGCUGAAAUGCUGAUGUCAAAGAAGAAGGAAACGGAGAUGUUGGUUUCAAAAUUAGAGGAGAAAAUUGACACCUUGUCAGAAGGAUCGAGGUCAUCUGAGAAUAAAAUGCAAGAUUUGUUGUUGAAAAUUUCAGCAUUAGAAAUUGAAAACAAAGACAAUGCAGAGAGGUUACAGGAUGAAAUACAGAGAAAAGAAGAAGAAAUAGAUUCUUUGCGAAAGGAAAGUGAGAAACAUGAGCAACAGCUAAAUUCAUUGGAGAAACAGGUUUGCCAGCUCCAUAGUGUCUUAGAGGAGAAGGAACAGCUUAUUGUUCAAUAUAAGGAAAGAGAAAAGAAGUUGGAAGAUCAAAUCACUGAGAAUCAGGCAUCGUUGACUGCUGCUGAAAGCAAACUUACGAAAGCAAAGAAGCAGCAUGAUAUGCUGCUGGAGAGCAAACAAUUGGAGCUAUCAAGACAUUUGAAAGAAAUAUCUCAGAGAAAUGAUGAGGCUAUUAAUGACAUUCGGAAGAAGUAUGAAAUGGAAAAGCUAGAGAUUGUGAACAUGGAAAAAGAAAAGGCAGACAAAAUCGUAUUAGAAAUGGAAAGAAAAUGCGACCAAAAGCUUGUCCAAUGCAAAGAAGAAUCAAGGAGGCAGAUGAUGUGCGUUCAGGGGGACCAUGCAGCUCUGGUCUUAGGCAUUCAGCAGGAGCGUGAUAGAAAGGAGAUCAGUCUUAAAGCUGCUCACAGUGAAGAACUAAAGUGUGCCCAACUUCAAGCUGAAAAUGAACUGAGAGAGAAAAUAAUAGAAUUCGGGAAUGAACAUGAAGUUCAAAUGAAAGCUUUGAGGUGCCAGCAUGAAGAUGAGUGCGGGAAGCUUCAGGAGGAGCUGGAUCUCCAAAAGUCAAAGGAAGACAGGCAGAGGGCUUUGUUGCAUUUGCAGUGGAAAGUGAUGAGUGACAAGCCACAAGAAGACCCAGAAGUGAAUUCGAAAAAGAAGGAAUAUUCUGUUUCAUCUGUUAAGAUGAGAGGUCCGGGUGGUGCUAAAAGAAGCCACAAUUCUCUGGGAAGUUUACAGAAUGAAAAGAAGGUACCAGAGAGCAAAGGAUCGUUUUACUUCCAUUCAGAGAAAUCUCUUCCUUUUUGGACUGUAUUGCGGCAGGUAACUCACCAUGAAUAUGAAGUUGAAACCAACAAUGGACGAACAAUCACUAAACGCAGAAAGACAAAAAGUACAGUCAUGUUUGAGGACCCAAGAAAACAUGAGAGGACAAGGACAAAUACUCCAAAGGCCAGAACUCCAAGAAGUGUUGCCAAGGGACUUAAGGGAGGGGAUCAGUCACAUCCAUCAACCAUUGGCGAUUUGUUUUUGGAAGGGUCUCUGAAUCCUUAUGCAGAUGAUCCAUAUGCAUUUGGUUAGAGAUGUUUUGAAGGUCAAGGGACUGGACAAAAGUUCACAGAACAACAUACACAGGUAUGGAGCCUGAAAGCACUCUUCUCCGUCAGAGAACACUUUUUGAGAACAACUUUGCUGAUAACAACAUAGCAUGAUAACGUGGAGGAAGUAUCCGAGCCUCUACGGGUUCUGUUGUAUAAUUUUCAAUGCUGGGCCAAGAUGCUUAAACUGUUCUAAUUGAACGCAACUAGUUGUGAAGGACAGUAAAACUUCUGUUUAGAACAUGGGAUACACUCAUGGCAGUAAAUUGGUAUAACUCCUACGUAAGUGUUGCGUACAUAAUUACAUGGGUGCAGUGUGAUAAGACGUUGAAUUUUUGAA
Molecule: messenger RNA, 3197 nt
Organism: Populus trichocarpa (black cottonwood)
Lineage: Eukaryota; Viridiplantae; Streptophyta; Magnoliopsida; Malpighiales; Salicaceae
Product: synaptonemal complex protein 2-like
Biological process (GO): reciprocal meiotic recombination
Source: RefSeq, a predicted model, not a curated record